Molecule: messenger RNA, 870 nt
Organism: Coffea eugenioides
Lineage: Eukaryota; Viridiplantae; Streptophyta; Magnoliopsida; Gentianales; Rubiaceae
Exons: 3
Coding region: 1-870 (289 amino acids)
Source: RefSeq, a predicted model, not a curated record
AUGACUGAUAUCCUUGAACGAUUAGCCGAGAGACAGGGUCCAGGGCCACUUAACCAACCGGGGCCCCAGGAUAGAGGGGAAGAUAGGGCUUUGGAAAGGUUUCUGAAAUUUAACUCGCCUAAGUUCACUGGAGAACCUAAUUCUGAGGUAGCAGAGAACUGGUUGGAAAGGAUGACCAACAUAUUUGCCGCCUUAGACUACACCGAAGAUAGGCGAGUGAACUUUGCUGCUUUCCAAUUCGAGAGAGUAGCCCAUGCCUGGUGGGACAUGAUAAGGGAAAAGUGGGAGAGAGUCCAAACCCCUUGGAAUUGGAAAAACUUCACGAGGGAGUUUAAUGAAAAGUUUCUUCCACCUCUAAUCCAAGAGAAGCGGGAGGAUGAGUUCAUCAAGUUGACUAAGGGAAGAGGGCUUGGUUGCACUCUUACUGGUGGGACAUUUACUGAAGCUUUGGAGAAAGCACAGAGAGUUGAGAGCACAAGGAUGCAAGCUAGUAAGAGUGCCCCGCCUUCUAAGAUGGGAAGGGGAACGGGAGGAGUGAGGACCGCUGGAGCUUCAAGGGGAGUUCUAUCCAGAGAAGGUCGUAGUGGGCCGGUUCAAGCGAGGGGAGUGCCUUCUAGUGGUCUGGCCGUAACCCCUCGAGUCAACUGUGGUUACUAUGGCAAACCAAAUCAUUCAGAGAAUGAUUGUUGGAGAAAGUUGGGAAAGUGUUUGUUCUGCGGUAGUGCCGAGUACCAACUUGCGGGUUGUCCGAAGGCGCUAAGAGUAGGAGGUAGUACUCAAAGGCCAGAAAAGUCAACUUCUAAACAGACUAGUACUGGAGGGAGUCAUCCAAAGGUACCUGCUAGGGUUUACGCAUUAGACUACCAAUAG